Gadus chalcogrammus (walleye pollock) is the source of this 929-nucleotide messenger RNA. RefSeq names its product zymogen granule membrane protein 16-like. Lineage: Eukaryota; Metazoa; Chordata; Actinopteri; Gadiformes; Gadidae. The coding region runs from base 41 to 553 and encodes 170 amino acids. The transcript is spliced from 6 exons. The record is from RefSeq and is a predicted model, not a curated record.
CCCAAAAGCUUUGAAACAUCUCACAGAUCCCAUCAACAGGAUGCUCUCUAUCCUUUUGUUCGCUGCGGCGUGGGUUGCCUGCCUGGCACAAUCCAAUGAGUUCUCCUCGUACUCUUCGGCCAUCGGAUUAGGGGCUGGAACUCCCUUCUCUGCCAAAGGAGAAGGAAGUAUCACAGGCGUGAAAGUCUGGGAGCACCCUAAUAGUCACAUAACUGGUAUCCAGUUGCGUCAUGGCGCCAACUGGGGCAGUGUUCUUGGUAUUGUCACCACCAGUGAACUGAGCAUGGAGCUAUUUGAAGGAGAGGCCAUUGUUCAGGUGUCUGGAAAAUACAACCCCGUGGACUACAUCUAUCAGUUAACUUUCAGGACCAGCAGAGGGCGUUCUCUCAUCGCAGGCCAGCCAUUACAGGUGUCCUUUAACUUUUACCCCAAGUUUGCUAAGGCGGAACUCCGGAUGUUGAGUGGGCGGUCCAACGGCGAAGGGAUCACAUCCCUUGGAGCCCAUUGGGGGAUAGUCAAUCCACGGGGCAACACAGGGGCAGACCAACCAUGAAAUGAAUUGAACUACACGUUUAAAAGUAGAUUCAACUUUUGAGUUUCUAUGAUAUCCUACUUAUCAAUAAAGCAUGAUAAGCAUGUUCCGAUUUUUGUCUCUGUGGAGUGAUUGGAAUGAACACAGGGAUGAGUUGUGAGUUGGGAAUGGUAUGAACACUUGACGAAUGUUAACUAACUGCUACUUAUUUUAUCUAUGCACUAGUAUCUAAAUUAAACUCAAGGCGUAUUCAAGUUAAAGUAAGCCUAUCUCGAUUAUUUGAUUUGUAAAAAAGGUGUUAAGUGGUCCAAAGUGAUCAAAUAGUUCAAGAAAUCAUAACAGCCGCACCAUCCACAACAACGUUGCUCCCAGAACAUAUUGAACGCCUCCAAUUGAA